GCGAUACCAUAAUGCGAAUGGCAACAACAUUAAGGAAUCGUCUGCUACGAACACGCGAAAUUGAAAAUAUUACUUUACCUAUAAUACGAAUUAAUUUCUCACUGUCUUUUUGCUAUGGAGGAAGAAAAUCUUGAUAGUGUUUUACAACAUGCUCUCUUGGCUUUGUUAGAGAUUAAACCAAAUGAUCCAAUCAGGUUUCUUGCCGAGCAUUUUCAAAUGGAAUGUGAAACGAAUCUUGUUGCAAAAGCUGUACAUCUUUUGCAAGAUAUGACAAUUUAUCAUCCUGCUGUUGAAGAUCGUUUAAUGCGAGCAUAUAAUACUAUUAGUGGCUAUAGUUCCGAUGAUGGCUUGACUGGUGAUAUUUAUUCCGAUUUAUUAACAAAAUUGAUUGGUGACUUGCCUGUACAUCAGAAAGAUACUUUUGUACAGCAUAUGAAGUGUCAGAGUCCAGAAUUUGUUCCAUAUGAUAUAUUUCGAGCAGGAGUCCUGGCAUCAAUACUUCUCAAUCAAUUCAUAAGGGAGGUUAAAACACUCUUUGCUAAACUUUGCGUGGAGAAUCAUGAUUCAGCCCCAACAUAUUUAUGCAAAAAAGCAUUGCGAAAAAUUAGUAAAUGUUUGACGGAAAAUCUGAAAAAGUCUUGCAAUGAUUCUGAAGCGCCAAAUUCAUUAGGAAUUGCGGAAUUCAGUUCUCCAAUUCGUACAUGCUUGCCGAAAAACCUACCUACAGUAGAGUAUGUAAAAAUGAACACUUUUCUGUCUGAAGCUGUUGAAAUAUUUCUUCGCGAUAUACCAAAACUUUAGUGAUGUAGUGCUAGAAGAAUAUUAUAAUUUUCAUUUCUUUUAAUCCCAUCUAGCAUUUGUUCUUUAUUUUAUCAUGUACUAAUUUUGUAAAUAUAGUUUCUGCUUGUUUAAUUCAUAUAGCAUUUCAUGCAGGCAGCAAUAAAAGUAUGAAACCUU
This is a messenger RNA of Stegodyphus dumicola, 957 nucleotides long. Its product is annotated as tubulin polyglutamylase complex subunit 1-like. Lineage: Eukaryota; Metazoa; Arthropoda; Arachnida; Araneae; Eresidae. Gene Ontology annotation, molecular function: microtubule binding. Gene Ontology annotation, biological process: protein polyglutamylation. The record is from RefSeq and is a predicted model, not a curated record.